Osmia bicornis bicornis is the source of this 754-nucleotide messenger RNA. RefSeq names its product UBX domain-containing protein 1-like. NCBI's taxonomy places the organism in Eukaryota, Metazoa, Arthropoda, Insecta, Hymenoptera, Megachilidae. The coding region runs from base 389 to 754 and encodes 121 amino acids. The record is from RefSeq and is a predicted model, not a curated record. The transcript has 3 exons.
GAAAAUUAAUUUUUAUAGCUUGUCAAAAAACCUCAAGUCAUUUCGUCCAAUUGUAAAUGAGGUAUUCUCUUUUAAAUGCUGUACGCAGACUUUUGGGAGCCACUUUAUCUUUAAUUUGAUGACACGUCGCCGUCACAAGAAUUUGCAAAUAAUAAUGUUGUUUAAAGAAUUCGUUAUUAUUUCGCGAAAGCGUUGCCGGCCGCCUUACGAUGGUUAAAUAGUCACCAAUUUUUUACUAUGAUAUUCGUAAUUAGCGUAUUAAAAAAACGUAACAAUACUAACUUUCAAAAACAUAGACGGUCAGUGCUUUUCGGAACUUCACCCACAAAUUCCGAUUAUUUUUCUUUAAUUAAUAAUAUUUUCUUUUUCUUCUUUUUUUCAUAAACAGAUGGAUGAGGAACAACAAAAUAACCAACAAACUAUGAUGAAUAUGAUGCUGCAACUGCAGCAGCAGUUGCAGGAGCAGCGGGAGCAGCGUGACCGAGAGCGCGUAGAGCAGGAGAGGCAGCAGCAAAUCAUGCACCACCAAAUAACGGUGCUGCACCAGCAGCUGCAACAAAGGCCGGAGCCUGCGGCAACAACAUCCAGCAAUACCGAAAAGGAGCAGGAGGAGGAUAAGGCGCCACGUAAAAGAGGAACGGCUGCGGGAACGCGGAGAAAGCCCUACCGCGGGAGAUUCCCGAGGGGCGGAGGAAGAAGCGGCAGAGGCGGCAGGGGAGGGCCGCCAAAUAAAUAUUAUAUAUCAUUUGCAUGA